Hibiscus syriacus is the source of this 1170-nucleotide messenger RNA. RefSeq lists its product as uncharacterized. The transcript has 3 exons. Lineage: Eukaryota; Viridiplantae; Streptophyta; Magnoliopsida; Malvales; Malvaceae. Bases 1 to 1170 code for a protein of 389 amino acids. The record is from RefSeq and is a predicted model, not a curated record.
AUGUCUCUGAUGCAAAUAUCAAAGAAGCUAUUUGGGGGCAAGGGAACAAUAAAUCUCCUGGCCCAGACGGGUACAAUUCUUUCUUCUUCAAAAGAACUUGACAUAUUGUUGGGAAUGAUUUUUUGGCAGCCAUCAGGAUUACAUGAGAAGUUUAUUGGCUGGGUCUUGGCUUGUAUUACUAAACCUUACUACUCAAUAGUGUUCAAUGGGAGUCUCGUUGGCUAUUCCAAGGGUGCACGAGGUGUUAGGCAGGGUGACCCCCUCUCACUAUAUAUUUUUGUUAUGACCAUGAACGUUCUAUCUAGCCUUCUGAAUAUGGUUGCUAUAAAGGGAGUAUUUAGCUUUCAUCCUAAGUGGAAAAAGGUUGGGCUCACCCACCUUUGCUUCGCGGAUGGUCUUCUCAUAUUCUGCAAAGGUUCCUUUGACUCUGUAAUCAGUGUGCAUGUAGUUUUAGACAUGUUCUACUCUAUGUCUGGUUUAAAAUUAAACGCCAGCAAGUGUGAAAUGUUAUAUGCUGGGAUUUCUACUGAGUUUUGCAAUGCUAUUAAAGAUACCACCGGCUUUAAGUUGGGUAACCUUCCAGUUCAUUACUUAAGUGUCCCACUUGUAACCAGAAAACUCGCAGUGAAGGACUGCUACAAUCUUAUUGACAAGAUCAGGGCCAAGUUGAAUUUGUGGGCCAACAAGAAUCUCAGUUUUGCUGGGAGGCUUCAACUGAUCCGAGUUGUCCUUUUCAGCAUGGGAUCUGAUUUACCUGCUAAAGGGGCUCGUGUUAGCUGGAAAAAGAUCUGUUUAAUGAUGUCUGAGGGUGGGUUGGGUGUUCAAGCUAUUGGUGAAUGGAAUAAAGCUUGUGUUGUGCACCUAAUCAGGAAAUUACUAGCAAAUGAGGGCUCUCUUUGGGUUGCUUGGAUGCGAGCCUAUGUGAUCGGGAAUGAUGACUUCUGGCAGAUGAAUAUUCCCAUGAAUGUGAGCUGGGGCUUAAAAUACAUUUUGAAAAUCAGACCUAGUGUCUCCCACCUAUUUGCUGGCCCGGACCGUAGCUUGAGCAUUAGAAGCAUCUGGGAAGAUCUACGAACUAGAGCUCCUAAAGUUCCUUGGCAGCAUGUUGUUUGGUUCCCUGGGCGUAUCCCUAAACAUAAUGUCAUAGCGUGGAUGGCCAUUAAUUAUUGA